AUGGCCACUCAGAGCCGCGUUCCGCAUGGCGAUGGGGUUGCUAUGGUGGGUAACCACGGUUACGGCGUUGCCAUGGCUGCGGGGGAAUCGGAGGCGGGGUGCUGGUGUCCCUCUGAGUCGUUUGGGUCUGAGAGGGAGGGGGGGGACUGGACUCCUCGACCCUCAACUGCAUCGUUUUUUAGUCUGUCGUGGCGGAAGCUGUCCUCCACAGACGGGUCGGGCAGCACCAUGUCCGGGUCGCUCAGCAUGCUCAGCCCGUCCAGGCUGAGCGGCUCGAUGCGCAGCUCGUGGCCCAAGACCGGACGCUACGUCUACGUGCCCUACUACAUCUCCCCGGACUACACCCAACAGGAGCGGGGGGUCAUCCUGGCAGGCCUGCAGAGCUUCCACCAGUCCACCUGCGUCCGCUUUGUCCCCUGGACUCAGACUCACCGGGACUACCUCCACUUCCUCUCCGGCCCCGGUGAAGGGUGUAAGUCCUUCAUAGGCCGUCAGCACGGAGGCCAGGGGGUUUUCCUGGAGAAAAAGGGCUGCCUGUACCAGUCCACGGUUCAGCACGAGGUCCUGCACGCGCUGGGCUUCCACCACGAGCAGGUCCGCUCAGACCGGGACCAGUACGUCCGGAUCCUGUCCCAGAACGUCCAGCCAGUGCCGACCAACAAUCUGCUGACUCCCUACGACUUCAGCUCCGUCAUGCAUUACGGAAAAUAUGACUUCUCCUCCAAUGGGCUGCCAACCAUUGUGGCAAAGCACAAUCAUUACCUGGACUUUGGCCACGCCCAUCAGAUGAGCCCCAAUGACAUCACGCGCGUCAACAGGCUCUACGGAUGCAGAGUUUGCACCGAAGAGCCUGAGUUCAUUGUAAUUUGAUUUUGUUGUAAUUUUCUUAUUGUCAUUUGUUCACUGAGGCUCUGCUUUGAUUGAAGGAUUACAAAUGAUUGAUUGACUUCUUACAAAUCAGCAGGUGAUUCUGCUUAGAAUAGAAUUUACACAAAUCAGUUAAAAGUGUUUUAGCUGACGAAUGCUCUCUGUUCACACCUGAACAAAACAAACAAACAGGAUGAGGCGAGCACUGUCACGAAAUCCUUUAAAUGUUGCUCAAAGGACACAUUAAACAAACCUGU
Menidia menidia (Atlantic silverside) is the source of this 1124-nucleotide messenger RNA. The record is from the annotation of a GenBank genome assembly. NCBI's taxonomy places the organism in Eukaryota, Metazoa, Chordata, Actinopteri, Atheriniformes, Atherinopsidae.